This is a messenger RNA of Vespula pensylvanica (western yellowjacket), 675 nucleotides long. Its product is annotated as DBF4-type zinc finger-containing protein 2 homolog. NCBI's taxonomy places the organism in Eukaryota, Metazoa, Arthropoda, Insecta, Hymenoptera, Vespidae. The transcript is spliced from 2 exons. The record is from RefSeq and is a predicted model, not a curated record. Bases 1 to 675 code for a protein of 224 amino acids.
AUGUCGGUGAUGGUAAAAUGUCAAGGCACAUACGAUAAAAAAGCUUUAAAGGCCAUUAUCGAAAGUUGCGGUUGCUGUCCACCGCCCGAACCUUCAUGUCCAGCCAUUUUCUGUGUGCCAUCUCCAUGCUGCCCACCACCUCCUUGUAAUCCAUGUCCACCAUGCUGCCCACCACCUUCUUGUAACCCAUGUCCGCCAUGCUGCCCACCACCUUCUUGUAACCCAUGUCCACCAUGCUGCCCACCACCUUGUAAUCCAUGUGCUCCAUGCUGCCCACCAUCUCCUUGUAAUCCAUGUGCUCCAGAAUGUGAUCCCUGUUGUACUAUUCCUCUGGUUCCGCCGGUUGGACUAGCUUCUUCGAGACCUUGUGGCCCAUGUGCUCCAAGUACUCCAGUACCAUGUAUGACGUGCCCUCCGUUAGGACCUAUCCCACCAUGUCCACCAUGUCCUUUCAUAUGUCCACCUUGCACCGGUUAUCCUUGUGUUACGACUGCACCUAUACCAAAACCAGUACCAGCACCCUGUGAGCCUAUCAUGCCUGUCGUUCGGACACCGAUUAAUACGGGUGGACUUUUUUACAUCGGUACCAGUAAAUGUUACCCUUGUUUACCACCUGCUUGUCCAACACCAUGCAUGCCGUGUACGCCUAUACCUGGAAUGUCUCUUACAUGUUGA